This is a messenger RNA of Photinus pyralis (common eastern firefly), 3388 nucleotides long. Its product is annotated as probable cytochrome P450 303a1. Gene Ontology annotation, molecular function: heme binding; oxidoreductase activity, acting on paired donors, with incorporation or reduction of molecular oxygen, reduced flavin or flavoprotein as one donor, and incorporation of one atom of oxygen; iron ion binding. Gene Ontology annotation, biological process: xenobiotic metabolic process. The transcript is spliced from 4 exons. Gene Ontology annotation, cellular component: cytoplasm; intracellular membrane-bounded organelle. Lineage: Eukaryota; Metazoa; Arthropoda; Insecta; Coleoptera; Lampyridae. The record is from RefSeq and is a predicted model, not a curated record. Bases 1853 to 3355 code for a protein of 500 amino acids.
AAUUUUUGUGUUGGUCCUGCUCGCUUAUUUGGACACGUGAAAUCCGAGGCACUUUCCACCAGGUUUCCAAAACUGGGAUGGGCGUGGGAAAUGGGGCACAAAGAGAAGAGCGUCGGCGUUGGCGGGAAAGUAUGGUUCGGUGGUUGGAGUACCAGUAGGCCGAGGACGUGCCGUUUUCGUCUGCGGAUCGAAGACGAUCGACGAACUGCUUUUUAGAGAUGAGCUCAAUGGUAGGCCGGACAAUGUAGUUACCACGAGUCGAACUGGUGGAAAACGAAGAGGUAUCCUCUUUACAGAAUGCAAAUUCUUACAAGAGCAAAAGAAGUCCGUACUGCGACACUUUAAAAUUGUUUUAAUUAUCUAUCUUUACGCGAACGGGGAGUGCCUGUGUCAUGUUUAGGUUAUGCCAUAUAUUUUAAUUUAAUUAGCUAUCUUUGUUUUACGUAUGUCGAAAUCCGAAACGCAUUUAUUAAUGGCGUAUCUAAGUUUCAAUUAAUUGAAUUUGGGUUUAUUAUGGCAUUGUAGUUUCUGGAUAUAUUUUUCUUUGUACGUUACGCUCACUUUCUAAGAUGGAAGAAUUUUUAAAGAGUUGAAUAAUUGAAGGUAAACGAAAUGUCCCGCUACUACGGCUACUAGUCCCUAUUUUAAUGGUUCUGAACGCUUUGAAACUUUCAAAAAAGACACCACUUUCACCCAGCAAAAUUGGGUACCUACUUUUAUUGCUAUUUUGGCAAGUACGUAAGUUUGAAAGAUUUUGUAUCACGAAAUCUAACAAUCCUGUAAUUAAGAGCGGAAGGCUUGGUAUUUUAACAAGGGAAGUAACUAAGUAAAUGGGGAUAAUUACUGUAAACUCACCUUUCACUAACAUCCCUCUGUAAUCUACGCGUACGAUCAUAAGGGGUAGAAUGGCAGCAUCCAGUUCGACUGGUUGUCUCUUGCGCUCGAAGGUCAUGUAAACAAACAAAACGCGACUGCUUAUCCGCGAUCAUCGACAAUUAAUUAGGUAAAUCACCGAGGGGCGUCUCUUGAACCUCCGAACACUCCCAUUGAAUGCGUCGCAAUACUCGAGAUCGUGAUUAUUCACAGGAAUAGUAAGCCAAUGUUUUGCUGUGUUGAUAAUAAUUUUCCUCAAUCUUAAUAUCAUUAAUAUCGUUAAUUGUCUUUAAAUUUCUUGUCGUGUGCCGUUGUAUAUCACACUUCAUUUUGAUUUUAAUCAGCAGUUACUGUGAGGUUUUUUUGUAAAUCACAAUGAGUUUUAAUAUCAGGUUCGUUUUUAUUUGAAAAGCGGUUCUCCGAUUUGAAAAUGUUCCCUCGCGUAAAUUUUGCUGCGGAUCAGGCUGUCAGUCCAUUUUACCUCCAAAAUUUGACCACCCUCUCCUAUCAAGUUUAUAACAAUGCUCACCCCUAGUGAAAUUUAACUUUCAACUCUAGAAAAAGAGAAAUAAUCAACCCUGAUCUGAGAAACCUGAUUCAAGAAACUUAAAGUCGCUUCCUACUGAAUCAGCGGGAAUGAUUCUCGUUCACAUGCCCUGUCAGUUCUGAAAUUAGCCGCUAAGAUCGAUACCUAUUAGUUUUUUAAGGUGCCCAAGACUCUACUUUUAAUAGACAAUUAGUUUUCAAGAACCAUUGAUAAUCUGGCACUUAAAGUCUUUAAAGGAUUUUAGUGUUCAUACUUUGCACAAAUGGGCUAACCAAAUUUUUUAUAUUAUUUUGUGUGCCCAUUUUUUGCUCGACUUAAGAUGAAAAAGUCAAAGAUAAAAAUGUUGUUGGUGGUGGAAAGGUCAACGCAUUACGAUAAUUUGUAAUGGAGUUAUGAGCACUUUGCCCUAAUCGAUUAUUGCCUAAAGUAAACAUGUGGGAUCCUCAUUAUUUGUUACAAACACGUUUUUAUAUCAGUGAAAAUAUGUGGUUAAUCGUUAUACUUCUCCUGUUGCUGUUUCUGGCACUCCUGGACACACGAAGACCAAAGAACUUCCCGCCCGGUCCGGCGUGGUUUCCCAUUAUAGGAUGCGCUUGGCAAAUCCAAAAGCUGUGUCGUCAAACGGGAUCUCUAUCGAAGGCGGUAUUGCCGUUGGUUGCGGAAUACGGGCCUUUAAUUGGCGCACGAAUCGGACGAGAGCGUGUCGUAAUCGUCUGCGGGUUGCAGCAGAUUCUGGAAAUGUUCGGAAGAGAUGAGCUUAAUGGCAGACCCAAAGGUAUACUAUCCGACAGUAGGACUGGCGGGAAACGGAAGGGCAUUGUCUUCAACGACUCCCAAACUUUCCAAGAACAUAAGAAGUUCGUGCUCCGACAUCUAAAAGAUUCUAAGGAGAUAAUGGAGGAAGCCAUUCACAGCGAGUUGCGUGAGAUAAAUGAAGAUCUUACCAAGAGGUGCAAAAAGAAUGGUACCGUGCCAAUCGACAGUUUGUUUGGGAUUCCACUGCUGAAUAUGCUUUGGUCUUUAAUGGCCGGUAGAAAGAGACCUCUGGAGGACUUUGAAGUAAACGAGUUGCUUAGUAUAAUGGAAGAUUUUUCUCUGUGCGGUUCAUUGAGUGGUACGAGUUUCAGCAAUUUUCCCUUUAUGAAGUACCUUUGCCCCAAUUAUUCUGGAUACAAUACAUACGUCGAUGUUCACAAGAGAAUCAUAAAUUUUGUUAGGGAAAGGGUAGAAGAGCUAAGGGGCAGUGGUGCGAAUCCUGGCCUGAUUCACGCGUACCUGGCAACACUAAAUUCUAGGGAGAAGAAAGACAGCUUCUCUGAGGAGCAACUGCUGGCAGUAUGUAUGGAUUUGUUCAUCGCGGGAUUCGAAACCACCUACAAUACUCUACAAUUCUUCAUGUCAUAUAUUGUGCUCCAUCAGGACGUGCAAACAAAAGCCCAAAAGGAGAUCGAUUGCGUGGUUGGAAGAAGGCGGGCGGUUACUUUGGAUGACAAGCCACGAUUGCCGUAUGUGGAAAGCGUGGUGCUGGAAUCCAUGAGAUUGUUCGCUGGAAGAGGAUUCCUUGUACCAAGAAGGGCAACUCAGGACACUACCUUUUAUGGAUAUUUCAUUCCAAAGGACACGAUUCUUCUCGGAAAUUCGAGAGGAACGCUUAUGGAUUCAAAAGCCGGAUGGAAGAAUCCAAGCGCUUUCGAUCCCGAUCGGUAUAUUAAAGACGGCAGUUUGAACGUUCCAAGUAGCUUCGUGAUUUUCGGUCUCGGGAAGCGAAGGUGUUUGGGAGAAAUUUUGGCGAAAGCAAAUCUCUUCUUAAUAGUUGCCAAUAUGCUACAGACGUUCAGUUUCAAGGCAGCACCAGGAAGUCAGCAGCAGGUGGAAGUUGUCGAAGGGUUCACUCCGGGAGUUAAACCAUUUAAUGCACUUGUUACUAUAAGAUAGCAUGUCAAUAAUGCACGAAUUGCUUUGCGAGAA